Messenger RNA from Amyelois transitella, 2958 nucleotides. Its product is annotated as aprataxin and PNK-like factor. NCBI's taxonomy places the organism in Eukaryota, Metazoa, Arthropoda, Insecta, Lepidoptera, Pyralidae. Gene Ontology annotation, biological process: double-strand break repair. The transcript has 5 exons. Gene Ontology annotation, molecular function: DNA-(apurinic or apyrimidinic site) endonuclease activity; protein binding; 3'-5' exonuclease activity. The record is from RefSeq and is a predicted model, not a curated record. Gene Ontology annotation, cellular component: nucleus; site of double-strand break. Bases 216 to 1415 code for a protein of 399 amino acids.
ACGUUACGUCAGUCAGUGAGACAGUUGAACUUGAACUGCGUGCCGCCGGAUCGGAGUACUUUGUUUUGUUGUAAUGUGUUCGUUGAAUUUUAAGUUUGUUUCCGAUAAUGGGAAUUAAUGUAUCGUUUAUUUAAGCCAGCCAGACAUAAGAUGUAAAGUUAAUGGCAGUAACUGUUUAAAAAGCUGCCACGCGAAGAGUUUACCUCGAUUCAGACAUGGGUUUCAAACUGGUCAGAGUUGAUAAAACUGAUCCAUGCAAAAUUAAACUGGAUGUAGGAACGCACUUGGUUGGAAGAGGGAAAUUUUUGCACUGUGACGACAAAAGGGUGUCAAGAAGACACGGGGAGCUUGAAGUUUCAGAUGACGCUGUCAAACUCACAGCACUUCACACAAAUCCGUGUUUCUACGUAAAAAGAAACACAUCUGACAGGCUUAUUCUGAAACAAAAUGAGAGCGAAGAUCUCAGAAAUGGCGACAAGUUUGGAUUGCUGCCAGUGGACUGUUGGUACGAAGUUUUGUAUUCCCCUGAUGAUGCGGAUGACCAAGGACAUCAGGUAGAAAAUGGGAGAAUCAACACACAAAAUGGAGUAGACAAUUUGGAUAGUACAGAUGUAAACCAUGGUAUUGACGCAGAAACAAUAAGGCAAAUGGAUGUUGAUGAUGAUAGAAUAAACAUUGAUUUGAUGGAAGCACAUGAUAAUGGUGGUAGUGCAACGGUGAAUGCGGAGUCGUCUUUGAAUUUAGCACCGCAAUCGUCAAAUGAAAAGAACGGUCAGCAAGAUCAAACCAGUAAUGACCAACAGCUUAGUCCAAAUGAAAGUGACCUCGACCAAUCACAAUCUCUAAUUCAAGAUCUUAAUCUACCUCAAAUUAUGACCUCAAACAAUAGUGAACCAGCAGAGACUAUCCCUCAAAUAGACCAGCAGAGUUCUUCAGAAAACACUAUAGAACAAAAUGGACCUGUUAAAAUAAAGAAUGAACUGCUAGACCAAAAUUCGAGUAUUGAGCAGAGUCCUUUGAAGAGACCACAUCCAGGUACGUCCGAUGUGAAACAGGAGCCGGAAGAUACGGUUAAAAAGAUAAAAACGGAGGGAAAUGACGCGCCGGCUGGUCCCAGUAAUGAUCAGAAUGUGAUGAACAUCGCGUCGCGAUCUCGUUCGACCGAGUCGACUAAAACGUUUUUCACAGACGAAGUUAUCGAUAAAAUUGGUCGGUCGAUAUCGAUGUCGAUGGAUCGUUGGGACCACUCGGCGAAGUCGUGGGCGGGCACUUUAAGAUGUUUACCAAAGGACCAACAGAUUUUUGCCGAGAAAUUGAUUAACGAUGUACUCUUCGAAGCUCAGAUGAAUUCUCUGAGAAGAGAAAGUAGGGUUGUGGUAGGGUUACCUGUCACGGUGGAUUUGACUGGAUUUUAACCAAUCAAAAAGAUGCAUACUGCUCUGUGGGUACAAAAUAGAUUAAUAGAAUAAUAUGGGGAGCAUUCAUAUUAUCACGUUAAUAUCCCUUGUGGGGUAGAUAGAGCCGAGUCUUGAAGUCUGAAAGGCCACGUUCAGUUGUUUGGCUUAAUGAUAGAAUUGAGAUUAAAUAGUGACAGGACGCCCAUGCCUAAAAGAAGAAUCCUAAGUUUAUAAGCCUAUCCCUUAGUUGCCUUUAACGACAUUCAUGGGAAAUAAAUGUAGUAGUCCUAUUGUUUUAUUUUUAACAUAGGGUAGUUAUUUCAUGGGGUCGUUAAAUAUGAGCCAAGUUAGUCUUAUUUUUUAAGAUGGCGUAAAUCAGAAGUUAGCGUUAAUUUUCUGCCUAUCUUGCUCCUGAAUCGUAUUCUGUUUAGAGAUUUUAUACAAAACCUUUAUGUUACGUUAGUAUAAAUUAGGUGUUAUUGUAUAAGUAGGUAGCGUUACCCACAAUUUUGGAAUUAUGUAGUUAAUAAUCUUAUACCAAAGAGUAAUUGGUUUUUCAAUAAUAUUUUCAUUAUAUUUUAAAAUACAUUGCGUAUUGAUGAAUAGUAGAUGAUUUGCCAAAUUUGAGAAAUCACAUUAUUUGUAAUUCUAUUGGAAUUUUUAUUUUGUUUUUAUAAAACAGAAUAUACAGAAUACUGUAGACGUGUGUGAUAUGUUAUGGCAUAGGUAAUUUCAUUAUAAAGGGAAAGCAUGUUGUAUUAAAAUAUUCACUCGAAAUUAAAUGUGAAUAUUUUGUAAUAGUACAUACAUAACGCCUCUUUCCCGGAGGGGUAGGCAGAGACUACUUCUUUCCACUUGCCACGAUCUCUGCAUACUUCCUUCGCUUCAUCCACAUUCAUAACUCUCUUCAUGCAAGCUCGGCGGUUUCGGGUACUUUUGACCUGACCCUUUGCCAGGACGUCCUUAAUUUGAUCAAGAUACGUUCGUCUAGGUCUUCCCACUCCGACCUUUCCCUCCACACUCUCCUUGUAUAUCUGCUUAGUCAAUCUGCUUUCAUUCAUUUGUAAUAGUACUGAAUAGUUUUAGACGCAAACCACACGGAUUGAACGCGGGGUACGCGGGCUAUUGGCACAAUAGCAAUGUCUUUUCACUCUGAACCGAAGGUUCAAGGUUUGGUCCCCGGUCGGGUCAUGGUGGAAAAUUAUCUUUGUAUCAGUUUAUUAGGCUUCCUUUUUAUUUAUUUGUAGGUACAAUGUGCGUGAGAAGUAGCCGGCAUACUAUGUUUUCUUUGCUACCAGACCUAUUCAUUUAGUUGCCUUUUACGACAUCCAUGUGAAAGAGUUGGAUUGAACCUAUUUUAAAGUGCCAUAACCACACGUCUAAAAUCGUUCUUAAAUGAAAGGGAAAAGUCAAUUAAUGCUUUUGACGUUUGCGUUAAAAAAUGCAUUUCAAUUGAAGUACAGCCAAGGUUUUAUGAAAAUUUAUUAAAAUUAAUAAAAAGGUUAUAGUGAAUUUGUUACCAUAAUUAUUAUUAAAAAAUAUAAUUACUCGUACUUGAUUA